GAGCAUGUAUGUAUACUUCCGUAAUCCGGACGCCAUAAACCUCAAAGUGUUUGUCUCACAUACAUUUAAGGCCGAGCUGCUCUAUAGUUGACAUCUCUAUAUCAGUUCGAAUCGCAAAGGGAAUCCGAGUCCUCAACGCCUCGACGUCUCAACCUUUCGAAAUUGUGUCGCCUAUAGACAGUCAACAGUCUUUAACAAUAUUAGAACGCGUAACUGCUUUAACUGACCUUAAUAUGUCUCCUCCGGGGUCAAUUAGCAAUUUGGACUGGGAACCCAGCUUCGACACCAUUGCCGUACAUGGCGGACAGGAGCCAGACCCAAUCAACGGCUCGAGAGCAGUUCCCCUAUACCAAACUGCCGCGUAUAACUUUUCCGACGCGGCUGAUGGCGCGAGCAAAUUUGCUUGGUCCAGGGAUGGAUACGUCUAUACGCGUAUGGGUAAUCCCACAAAUACGGUCUUCGAAACUCGAAUGGCUAUGCUAGAGGGUGGUGUUGGUGCAGUAGCGACUGCGUCUGGCCACUCGGCGCAAUUCAUGGCCUUGACUCAAUGUUGCGAGCCCGGUCACAAUUUCAUAAGCACCAGUUGGUUGUACGGCGGCAGUUUCAACCAAUUCCGGGUAUAUCUCAGCAAAUUCAAGAUCAACGUCAAGUGGGUAAUCGGAAACGAUCCCGCCAAAUUCGAAGAAGCAAUUGAUGACAACACACGGGCCAUUUACAUCGAGACAAUCAGCAACCCCAAGCAUAGCGUCCCAGAUAUUGCAGCCAUUGCUGCUGUCGCGCAUAAGCAUGGCAUCCCCUUAGUCGUCGACAACACGUUUGGCAUGGGCGGGUACCUAUGCCAACCAAUCAAGCUUGGAGCCGAUAUUGUCACACACUCGGCCACGAAGUGGAUUGGUGGACACGGAACCAGCAUGGGCGGCAUCGUAAUCGAUGGCGGACAUUUCGAUUGGAGUGCAUCAGGGAAAUUCCCCGGUUUCACGGAACCGGCGGAGGGUUACCACGGCAUGCGAUUCUGGGAGACGUACGGACAUAAGGCACUGGCGGCGAAGGUGAGAAUGGACAGCAUGCGUGAUCUCGGUCCUUGCAUGAGUCCAUUCAACGCUUGGCUGUUCCUUCAAGGCCUUGAGACCCUACCACUCCGUGGUCAGAGGACGGUCGAGAACACACAGAAGCUCGCGGAGUGGCUCGAAAACCAUCCUUGCGUUAACUGGGUAUUAUACCCCGGCUUGAAGUCGCAUCAAGACUAUGAGCUGGCAAAGAAAGUGAUGCCAAAGGGAGCAGGUGGCGUCUUGACUUUUGGUGUGGCUGGACAAGUCGAGCAAGUCCGUGCCGUGGUCGACAAUCUCAAAAUGGCCAGCCACUUGGCGAAUGUCGGAGACUGUAAAACCCUCAUCAUCCACCCCUGGGUUACGACGCACCAGCAGAUGCCAGAUGACGAGAAAAUUAAGGGAGGCGUCACGCCCGACCUCUUGCGUGUCAGCUUAGGCAUCGAAGACUUCGAAGACAUCAGACGAGACUUCGAGCAAGCCUUCAAGGCCGCUGGGCUUGAGAAGGCGGCCAAGAGCGGAAUAGAUCCCUUCCAGACUGCCGCCAACCUCGUGAGCGGAGGAUUUAUGGGCAAGCUUUCAACGGGUCCUCCGAGACCCGGCACAGAUGGCACUAUACAAUCAUAGAUCGCAUGGUCGAUCAAGGAAUGAGAAAUAUGUAUUAGGUAACUUUGGAAGAUAUUGAUACCAGGAGAUUCGGGUGAUACGUGAGAUAGGUACAGGGCAAGAAGUGAAUGAGAUCGGCACUUGCAUUCAGGUGCAUUUAUACAUAACGGGGAGAAACGAUCGCAUAUCGAGAGGGUAUAUUCUUAGGCAGCCAGUUACACAAAGUUCAACCAAUUUCAAAUCAUUAAAAUAUCAGGUCGUGCCUCCUACCAGCAUGCAAUAUGUACCUAUGUAUCUAGUGGGGCAAGAGCGGCUCGGUUAUCUCAUUAACCUCCAG
Messenger RNA from Annulohypoxylon maeteangense, 1989 nucleotides. Its product is annotated as putative o-acetylhomoserine sulfhydrylase. Gene Ontology annotation, molecular function: pyridoxal phosphate binding; transferase activity, transferring alkyl or aryl (other than methyl) groups. The coding region runs from base 234 to 1673 and encodes 479 amino acids. The record is from RefSeq and is a predicted model, not a curated record. NCBI's taxonomy places the organism in Eukaryota, Fungi, Ascomycota, Sordariomycetes, Xylariales, Hypoxylaceae. The transcript has 7 exons. Gene Ontology annotation, biological process: transsulfuration.